Molecule: messenger RNA, 1180 nt
Organism: Phytophthora nicotianae INRA-310
Lineage: Eukaryota; Oomycota; Peronosporomycetes; Peronosporales; Peronosporaceae
Product: HAD hydrolase, family IE
Exons: 2
Coding region: 40-1116 (358 amino acids)
Cellular component (GO): cytoplasm
Molecular function (GO): 5'-nucleotidase activity; magnesium ion binding
Source: RefSeq, a predicted model, not a curated record
AAUAGCGCCUAGUCAUUCUGUCAUUUUCCGCAUCGAGCCAUGACUUGGCGUCAGCUACUCCCCCGCUCCCUCUGUGCUGCCGCAGGGGCCUCGAUCGUCUUGUUCGGCGCUACAGCAGCGAAUUCUUCCUCUGCUCCAUCCAUCCAUGACAACGACCAACAUCACGGUCGUUUCCCUCGAAUGGUCAUCGCUGAUCCUGAUACCUUUACUCGCAAGAUGAAAAAGUUCGUCAAGGAUGGACCCGAGCAGCUUCUGGUGAUCGCCGACUUCGACCGCACUUUGACUCCGUACUACAAGCCGCGCAGUGACCCCCAAAAGCCUUUGGAGCGAGAAAGCAGCAGCCACGGCCUGCUCAUGACCAGCAGUGUCUUGCCACCCGAAGUGGCUGUUGCUCAUCAAAAACUUUUCGCUCGUUACUACCCCGUCGAAAUCUCUUCAAACCUUUCCGACGAGGAGAAAUUUCCUUUCAUGGCAAAAUGGUGGGACAGCGUCCACGCGUUGCUGGUCGAGUACAAGCUCUCCAAGGAUCAAGUGAAGGCGGCCGUGGCGUCAGGCUCCCUGAGUUUCCGCCACGGGUUCCACCCGCUCUUCAAACUCCUACACGACCAACAAGUGCCAACGCUCGUGUUCUCCGCCGGCCUCUACGAUGUGAUCCACGCAGCAUUGGAAAAAGAAUUUGCAGCGGAACAAAAGCGCACAGAUAAAAUCGCAGCCGAGGAUAUUCCCGAUGAACAAAAGUUCACACCCAGCAACGUACACGUCGUGUCCAACAUGAUGCAUUUCGACGCUCAAGGCCGCAUCGAACGCUUUGACGGACGAGUCAUCCAUCCGUUUACUAAGACGGCGCAUGUGUUGCUAAACUCGCCCUUCUGGACGGAAUGUCAGCUUGACAAACGCCGCAAUGUGCUUCUGCUCGGAGACUCGCGGGGAGACGUACGCAUGGCCGAUGGCUUGGAUGCCGACGAGAUUAUUCGUGUUGGCUUCCUCAAUCUGAAGGUGGACGAAGCAUUGGAGGAGUACCUUGAUCUCUAUGACGUGGUGUUCACCAACGAUGCGAGUCUCGUCCCCGUGCAGAUGCUGAUAGAGCAGAUAAUAGCGUCCUCCAAGAAGGAAUAGAGCGAUGCCAACGUAAAAAUAGGAGAUCGGAUAUGGUGGUUGUGUCCUAUUUUGGCGAUCCGUA